Messenger RNA from Ruditapes philippinarum (Manila clam), 1821 nucleotides. RefSeq names its product phosphatidate cytidylyltransferase, mitochondrial-like. Gene Ontology annotation, biological process: CDP-diacylglycerol biosynthetic process; cardiolipin biosynthetic process. Bases 568 to 1605 code for a protein of 345 amino acids. Gene Ontology annotation, molecular function: phosphatidate cytidylyltransferase activity. Gene Ontology annotation, cellular component: mitochondrion. The record is from RefSeq and is a predicted model, not a curated record. NCBI's taxonomy places the organism in Eukaryota, Metazoa, Mollusca, Bivalvia, Venerida, Veneridae. The transcript is spliced from 2 exons.
AUUCGUGUGCAGUUGUUGUUGUUGUCGAGACCGGAAAUUGGAAGCCGGUGUUCUGUCAUAAUACUUGCCAGUGGGGACAGCGGUCAAAUACGUUUCUUUGCUUCACCAUUCCCCUACCAUAUGCCACCAAUAUUUACAGAUCCUGAGAGCAUGUAAUUUAAUGAAUGCAAAUUCCAUGGAAAUAUGGUAGAUCAAUGUGAUAUUUUGUGAGAAUGGCUAGGCACAGCAAGGUACAGGUCCAAGUUUUAAGUCUAUACCGUGAAUUUAUGAGACUCUCAAAAACGCAACCUGGACUCAGAGAUUAUGUGAGAAGUGAGUUCAAGAAAAACGCUGUAAUUCCUCGUACAAAUACACUCCAGAUUGAACAAUGUUACAGAAGAGGUUUGAGACAGCUUGAGAUGUUAAAACGUAAAGAUGUAAAAGGUGUUGGUGUUUUUACUAAAUCAGAAUAGAAAUCCUUGUUUAAUCAGAGAUAUAAACUUCAUUUAGCUUAAGUAAAGCAUAUAUCUGCUUCAAAAACAAAAUUAAUUGAGUUUUGGAAGUUUCUAAAAGUUACAAAACACAAAGAUGGUUUUUUUGCAAGCAAACACAAGGAUGGUACUAUGCAGAAGAUUUUGCUCUGAGGCAUCAGUUGCAAAGAAAGAUGUGUUCCAAAGAGUUUUGGCUGGUUUUCCUUCAGGAAUACAAAUGGCUUUCGCAUAUGGAUCUGGUGUAUUUCAACAGACAGGCGCAGAUAUGUCAAAAAACAUGCUUGAUUUUAUAGUGGUCGUUGACAAUCCAACAGAAUGGCAUAGAGAAAACAUUGAACAUAAUUUUAAACAUUACUCAUUUUUGAAACAUUUAGGAGCCAAAACGGUGUCCAAGAUUCAGAAUUCUUAUGGUGCUGGAAUUUAUUUCAAUACCCUAGUUCCGUUUGAACAGAGACUUAUAAAGUAUGGAGUUAUUGGUACAGAUGUAUUGAUUUCUGACCUGUUAAAUUGGGACACAUUGUAUGUAAGUGGACGUUUACAUAAACCUGUGAAGAUUGUAAAGAAACCAAAUUCAACUGAGCUUGUUCAAGCAUUACACACAAAUCUAUCAAGUGCUGUUCAUUCCUCGCUACUAUUUCUGCCUGAAAAUUUUACUGCAAAUGAACUGUAUAUGACAAUAACCAGCCUUUCCUAUAGUGGUGACUUUAGAAUGAAAUUUGGUGAGGACAAAGGAAAAGUGUCUAAGAUCGUUGCGCCAAAUUUGCCUUAUUUCAAUAAACUUUAUAACCCAAUUUUAAAUGAAACAGAAUAUUUAACGUACAGUGACGAAACAGAAUUAUUUAUGCACACUCUUAGCAAGGAAACAAGGUGUUAUCAUUUGAAUCAUGUACCAAAUGUUGUGGUUGAUAAGCUAUCGGAUAUAUGCAAAAAAACAAACCCAAAUAUCCCCAGACAUGAAAUUGUAGAGGUUAUAGCAUCCGAUAGUAAAUGUAAUGAAUUUGUUUCUGGGAGUAUAGCAAGUAUAGUAAACAAAUCUAGCUGGAGUCAGAGUGUCAAGGGUAUCUUGACAGCUGGCGUAUCCAAGAGCAUUAGAUACAGCUGGAGUAAAGUUAAGAAAAUGAUGAAAAAUAGUUAAGUCAGUUACAGAUUUGUGUACAGUUCUAUUUAAAAGUGAUAAGAGAAUCGAUAAUGAUUAAGAAUAAAAAGUAUAACUUUUAUUUAAAAAAUGUCAAUUUGAAGUGUUUAUGCAUACAGUGGAAGACUACUUUUUAUAAGAGGUUUUUUUUAUUGACUAAUCAAAGGAGAUAUAAGAUAUGAUUUAACAGAAAUAAAAUCUACCUUGUUAAAACUU